Molecule: messenger RNA, 647 nt
Organism: Triticum aestivum (bread wheat)
Lineage: Eukaryota; Viridiplantae; Streptophyta; Magnoliopsida; Poales; Poaceae
Product: germin-like protein 8-5
Molecular function (GO): manganese ion binding
Source: RefSeq, a predicted model, not a curated record
GGCUCAUUGCGCCUAUAUAAACACAUACACACCCUGCAUGUUCAAAGCAUCACUCAGGCCACAAACACAAACAGGAACACAAGAGAAAAGAAGAGCCAACGAUACUAAACUCUAAUGGCAACCUCCUCUUCCAUCCUUCUCCUUGCUGCUCUUCUUGCCUUGGUCUCAUGGCAGGCCAUUGCCUCCGAUCCUGGCCCACUCCAGGACUUUUGUGUCGCCGACAUGCAUUCGCCAGUGCGUGUCAAUGGAUUUGUUUGCAAGAACCCGAUGGAAGUUAACGCAGACGACUUCUUCAAGGCAGCCAACCUCGACAAGCCUAGGGUGACCAACAAGGUUGGAUCCAACGUCACUUUGAUCAACGUCAUGCAGAUUGCUGGACUCAACACCCUCGGCAUCUCAAUUGCACGCAUCGACUAUGCUCCCUUGGGUCAGAACCCACCACAUACGCACCCUCGCGCCACUGAGAUCCUCACGGUGCUCGAGGGGACAUUGUAUGUUGGCUUUGUCACAUCCAACCAGCCCGCCCCCAACAGAAACAAGUUCUUCUCCAAGGUGCUCAACAAAGGUGAUGUGUUUGUCUUCCCCGUGGGGCUCAUCCACUUCCAAUUCAACCCCAACCCCCACCAGCCCGCUGUUGCAAUUGCCGC